Messenger RNA from Gracilinanus agilis (Agile Gracile Mouse Opossum), 960 nucleotides. It is a transcript of the gene APOO, whose product is annotated as apolipoprotein O. The coding region runs from base 49 to 666 and encodes 205 amino acids. The record is from RefSeq and is a predicted model, not a curated record. The transcript has 9 exons. Gene Ontology annotation, biological process: cristae formation. Gene Ontology annotation, cellular component: MICOS complex. Lineage: Eukaryota; Metazoa; Chordata; Mammalia; Didelphimorphia; Didelphidae.
UUAAACCGAGGUGACUCCGGAGCUGGAUCCGCCGCUGCUGCCAGCAACAUGUUCAAGGUAAUGCAGUGGUCAGCAGGUUCUGCCAGCCUGAGUCUUCUCUCCUUCAAAGUCUAUGCAUCUUGUAAAAAAGAGAAAAGGGACAAGUGUUCAGUCAGAGUUGAUGAGCUUUCACUCUACUCAAUUCCAAACUUUGAAUCCAAAUAUGUGGAGGAACCAAGAAGCCCCCUGGAAGAAGGCAUUUCACAACUUAGAAAGUAUGCUGGACCAUAUACACAUUGGUUUCAGGUUGCUUACAACAAGACUAAGCCCACAGUAGAUGCUGCCAUUCAACAAGGAAUAGCUAGCUGUGAAAUACUCCAAAAUCCACCUCCAGGAUUUUUGCCAAGGCUCGGUGUGAUUGGUUUUUCUGGAAUUUUGGGAUACUUUUUUGCCAGAGGUUCAAAAUUAAAGAAACUUGUGUAUCCAAUUGGUUUCAUGAGCAUUACUGCAUCUGUCUAUUAUCCACAAGAGGCUUUUGAAUUUGCUCAGGUCAACGGGGAGAAAUUAUAUGAUUGGGGCCUGCGAGUAUUUAUAAUCCUAGAAGAUGUGUGGAAGACAUACUUUAAAAUGGAUGCAAACCAAGAGAAGGCUGAAGAUGUGAAACAAUCUUCUAAACAAAGAAAAUAAAUAGAAUGGUCCCAGUGCUGCCCAUUUUCAAGAGAUGUACUUCAAAGACUCCAUUCAGAAACCAGUAUUUUGAACAAAUUGAGAAAGAUGCCAGAGAUGGUGAUAGUGAAUGCAAUAAAAUGUCUUUCUUUUUUAGGAAAAGACUACAUUUGUCCUCUUUGUUAUCUCUGAUGAUGUCAUUUUACUGAAGAGACUGGUCUGAUAUUCUUUCACCUAGAGAUAAUUUCUAAAUCUUAGAACUUCUUGUCCUUAUGUUACUGUUCAUGUACAUAAUUAAAAUUCCAAGUAAAUACA